This is a messenger RNA of Capsaspora owczarzaki ATCC 30864, 1209 nucleotides long. RefSeq lists its product as hypothetical. Gene Ontology annotation, molecular function: threonine-type endopeptidase activity. NCBI's taxonomy places the organism in Eukaryota, Filasterea, Ministeriida, Capsasporidae. Bases 29 to 946 code for a protein of 305 amino acids. The record is from RefSeq and is a predicted model, not a curated record. Gene Ontology annotation, cellular component: proteasome core complex. The transcript is spliced from 5 exons.
CGUUUUUUUUUUUCUUCUUUGGUUUAAGAUGGCAUUGGUGAACGGUCGCCGUCCUCUCUUUGCUGGCCUCUCGUCGACGGCCACUGCGCCCAUCACGGCUGCCCGCAGCACCCCCGCCUCCGUCUCUGGCCGGUACGCCGCGCUCUCUGCCGAAGACGACGCCAUGGCCGAGUCCGAGCUCAGCGGCCUGACCGAGCUCAACCAGCAACUCGGCGCAAUGUCGCAGCUCCCCGUCUUUGACGUUCCCGCUGUCCAAGACCCCGCUGCGUUCUUGCAUGCGUACACCGAAGACCCGCACAGCAAGGUCAAGAUCCACAUCCAGCACGGCACAACCACUCUUGCAUUCAAGUUCAAGCACGGCAUCAUUGUCGCUGUCGAUUCGCGCGCCACGGGUGGCUCUUACAUUGCGUCGGGCACUGUCAAGAAAGUGAUUGAAAUCAACCCAUACCUUUUGGGAACUAUGGCUGGUGGCGCCGCCGACUGCAGUUUCUGGGAACGCGAGCUUGCGCGCCGUUGCCGCAUCUACGAGCUUCGCAACAAGGAGCGCAUCUCGGUCGCUGCCGCGUCCAAGCUUCUUGCAAACAUGGUUUACGGAUACAAGAACAUGGGUCUGUCCAUGGGCACGAUGAUUACUGGCUGGGACAAGCGUGGACCCGAGCUUUAUUAUGUUGAUAGCGAUGGCACUCGGCUGCACGGUGACAUGUUCUCGGUCGGCUCUGGCUCCACCUACGCGUAUGGUGUUCUCGACGCUGGCUUCCGUUAUGACAUGACUCCCGAGGAGGCCUGCGAGCUUGGUCGACGAUCCAUCUACCACGCAACACACCGUGAUGCUUAUUCUGGUGGUUUUGUGAAUGUCUACCACGUUCGCGAAGAAGGCUGGGUCAAAAUUUCGUCCACCGAUGUCAACCAGCUGCACUAUGGCUACAAGGCUGGGUUUGCACAGUAAACGCAAAUGCUUCUUGUUCAAUAAAGAUAAUACCAAACGAAGCAUUUGUUGCGACGAGGGCGAUUGACACGAGCUCGAGACCCAACCACUCGACACUGUUCUGCAAUGGUGAUGGAACACUUGUGCGAGUGGACUUUGGUAUUGAACAAACACGAGUGGACUUUAGUAUUGAACAAACAUGUUUUGAACAUUUCUGAAUCGACAUUGCUGCAAUCGGUUUUGAACAACAUGAGCAAUGGACAAAGUUGAUCCGGACAAAAAUG